GCUACUAGAGCUAACAGCACGGAAAGGAGACCCACCACAUUUCGAAUUUCAAUACAUCGCCAAACGCCGGAGUGGAGACACGCAGAUUUUCUCUCGUAGUGGAUGCGCGUUUGUUCGGGUUGUGUGUGCUUUUUCAGUGGGAUUCGGAAGAGAAUCUGAAGGGACAACAGGUUUUCGGUGCCCUAUUAUUGCUUCGCAGGGCUUUACGGUGAUAAAAAGACUAAUUCGAAUGUGCUUUGAUUAGUGUAUGUGAGCAUAUUUAAGGUUAUUUCCGGUAAGACGAAGAUAACUGCCAGCUUGGUCAUUAAAUAAAAACAAGCGUGCGAUGACCACGCUAAUUCCAACGUCUCAACCCACUGGGGUUGAGGCGUACGAGGACAUGUUCAAAGAAAUAACACGUAAAUUAUACGGAGAAGAAUCCGCACAUGGUCUCUACCCGCACAACACCCAGGUGGUACAGGUAGCCCAGCUGGGCUCUGGGGCUCCAGCGGCACCGGAGGGUGGGGAACGUUCUUUCACCACUCUUGUGUCGGACCGCAGUCUAACACAAAUCGACUACGAAACCACAACAGUGAGUGAUCAACAGCAGCAAGGCGUUGCGGGUCAACAAGGACAACCACAGCAGCAACCGCCGGGUGGCAGUUUUAAAACAGAGGAUCACCUAACGACGGCGUUCGGACUAGCUGCCCUCAUGCAAAAUGGUUUUCCACCACCAGGUGCCAUACUAAACCCGGUUAACUUUCCAGUUAGCACAGCAACGAAAACGAGCACAAGUGAGUUUGAACUAGAUAUUACAGCUGCCAACACAUCUGACGACCGUUGGCAGCAAACUCAGCAGCAAGCUGCCCCACAGGAGCAGCCCGGUGACCAAAUUUGGAACACGGGCAAACAUUCCUCGUCGACAUCAUUCUUGCAAAAACCGUUCAAAAAACCCAAAGUGGAACCACAGGAUAUUUCUCCCACUACAAACGGUACCAGUACACUAAACAUUCCCCAAGCUGGGACGGAUAAGAAAAGUAACUUCUCCGCGGCAGCAGCCGUCGGAGCAGCCACCGGCAAACGCUAUAGUUGUACUUCUUGUCCAUAUACGACUGAUCGUCGGGAUCUAUUUACACGUCACGAAAACAUUCACAAAGAGGAGAAACCAUUCCACUGCUACGCGUGUCUCAAGCAAUUCAACCGAGCAGAUCACGUGAAAAAACAUUUCCUUAGAAUGCAUCGCGAUAUGGAGUAUGAAAUCGCCAAGACUAGGCGAACGGUUAGUACGAAAAGCUACUACAACAACGGUACCACCAGUAGCAAUAGCAAUGUUGCAACGGUCUCCGCCCCUACUCCCGCUCCCGUGGUUUCUCAGCCACAAACCAUUCAAGCCAACACACUGAACAUUCCGCAGGCUGCUUUCCCAACACAGAUUACUAUUCCAUCUCACCAUGUGACCAUUGAACAUUCCACCGUUAAUACCUCUACAAUUAAUCACACCAUCACGACACUGAACGGCGCUCUAAAUCAUGUCACACAACUUCAAAACCAGCAGCAGCAAGCACCAGCAACACUGCAACACCAACAACAACCUCAACAAACGGCACAAAUAAUCGUGGCUCCCCCGAUAGUUGCCAUUAAGCAGGAGAAAGGAAGUGCCAUCGUUACGAACAACAAUAACAGUAUGAACAACAACAUCAACAGCAGCAGCACCACCAACAACAACAACAACAUGGUUGAUGAAAAACCGUUCGCCAAAAAAGGCAAGAGCGAGAAACGUUUCACCUGCUGCUACUGUCCGUGGUCCGGUGCCGACAACUGGGGCCUCAAACGCCACCUAAACACCCACACGAAACCGUUUGUCUGCAUGCUGUGCGACUACAAGGCGGCACGCUCGGAACGCCUCGCGACGCACGUCUUCAAGGUACACAACAAGAAAGCCUGCAACAAGUGUAACUAUUUCGCGGAGGAUCAAGCACAACUGAACACACACCAGCUGGAAGCCCACCCCAAUGAUUCGACCGCUAAGCCUCCGAAAGUUACCGGUGGAAGUACGAACGACACCCCCGCGGGUGGAGCCACUUCCGCUAGUGUAACGGGGAACGUUUUACGGAAUUUAGGCAAUACACUCGUCCCGAAUAAUCUGCAUGGAAACACGAGUGGGAACUCGUUCGGAGGUACCAGCAACACUAACAUUUACCAUACGACCGCCAUAACAACAAGCACGAGCAGCGGCAUGAACGCAAACAUUCUGACCAACAGUAACGCAUCCAACCUGAUCGACACGAUCAACCAGCAUUUGGCGUCUACGACUGGUGGUGCUGGCUCGGGAAACGGGUUGGGUGGAGGGGUUGGACUGGCGGCCACCCCUCAACACCACAACCACCACCACCAGCAACAACAGCAACAAUUACAACAACAGCAGCAGCAGCAGCCGCCGCCGCAACAUCAGUCGCAGCAGCAGCAACAGCAGCAUCAUCUGCAACAACAACAGCAGCAUCCGCAAACCAACCACCACUGGAUAGCCAAAGUAAAUCGGAAACGAGGAGCUGAGCUUCUCUUCAGCUAUCUGGAGGCGGACGGAAGUGACUCGGAAGACUAUGCCCGCCUACUCAACAUGCAAGCGAUUGGGCGCAACAAAGCUUCCGUCACGCAGGAUUUUCAUAACGCGGGAGGCGGAAACCAUUACGUUAGCAACAACAGCAGCAGCAGCAACAGCAGCAGUAGCAGUAACAGCACCAACAAACUUUCCCUGCUAGUAGCAGCAUCCUCGUCGGCAUCAUGUUCACCAUCGUCCUCACCGCCCUGGUGUUCACCGACGCUGACAACAGCUGCCGCCGCGGCCAUCAACGAUUGCUCAACGACACAAAACCCACACAAUACGAAGGGCAACCCAGCGGCGGCCACUGGCCUGACUGAGGAGCAUCUGUCACUGCUCCAACUCUUGGCCACGGCUGCCGUUGCCCAGCAGCAACACCUGCAGCAACAGAAGGCGACGUCAACGACCACCAACAUCACCACGCCGCCUCCCGCGAACCAUCCUCCACAGCAACCGAACCACCAUCAUCACCAGAAUAGUACAAAUAGUCAGAGUCAGAAUUCGACCGCUGAUGCCGGUUCUAAGCGACGUCGCAAAAGCAGUUCUCGUAAGGACAAGGAGAAUCAAGAGAAAAUCCGCCGUCGUCCACCACUAUCUCCAGUGACUGGCAUGAUCGGUGGUAGCCAGAAAAUUAUGGAUUUAACCAUGUCCUCGGCCGGCGGCCCUACCGGCAACGGAAUUGAACGAAACAACAACAGCAGCAACAAUAACAAUAGUAGCGUUAACAAUAAGAAUAUAAACGAAACUAUUUUUGAUAGAGUGUAUAAGAAGCCGUACAACAGUAUGAUGUAUUUAGCGAGCGCAUUCUGUAAACCGAUUAUCGAGAAAGAGGAGAACGAACCAGUCGAAACCAAGGAAACUUUCUCAUUGGCCGAGUUCCUGCGGAACCAUAAGGAAGUUUCCAUUAGCACUUUGUCACCUGGCAGCAACAAACCCACUGAAGAUGAAGAUGUGGUUUUUAUCAAGGAGGAUCAGAGUCGGCUUCACCGGAAGCAGUCGGAGUCAAAGGUGGCAGAGCUGAAUGCCGCACCAGAUGAUGCUACCCAAAUCGGAGACAUUCGAGACAAACACAUGAUCCGGUUGAUCACACGUCGCCUUUGCUGUCGCAUUUGCCAGAACCAACAGCGGUUGGAGCAUCUGGACAACUCUCACUAUCACAGUAAGACUUCCUUGAUAUUGCACACCCGCUGGCGCCAUGGUUCGGUGUCCGGUUGCAAACAACGCUGCAAACAUUGCGGAGCCCAGUAUGCGCAACGCUACAAGCUAAUCCUACAUCAAAGACUGACCCAUCGCAACCUGAAGGUAGGCAAGAAGGUGCGCUUAACGGAGAAAAUUUCAGCUCCAACGAAAAAAGCCGAUAAAAAAUCAAGUAAAGCGCCGAAACAACGCAAGCAGAAAAAGCGCAAACAAAAGAAAGGUCGAUCGGGUGGUAAAAAACGUAAAUAGACCAGAUCGAUGUGUGAAGAAAGUUUCAUUUAUUAUAAUUUUUUUUUAAAUCGGUUAUAACAAACCCUAUGUACAGAUUACUAUAUUUCAACUGCAGAGCAAUCUUGCGACCUAGCCAGGCGGAUAAUGAAUAGCUAUUCUACUAGCGUUGUACUACAGAGCAAGUAAAGGAGUUCGGUGUGUGUUUUCGCACAAAUAGUUUUUACACUUUAUUGAACGAAAGUUCUUUUCGUUGCGAAAAAUUCAGCUCAAAACUCAAUCCGGCUUAGCCAAGUGUGCAAUCUUCUUACCCUAUGUUAAAUUUCAAACACUUCAGCAAUCACUAACGCUGGCAACAACGUACAAACACGAAUGGGUUCGAUUUAGCUCAACCUGAUCAAUGAGAGCAAAGUACAUUAUUUUUUAUCAUUGGCAGCAACAUUAAUACAACUACAAAAACAAACAGAGAGAACAUUUUUACAUUACUAAGCCAAUGUGAGAAGUAAACAUUUAUUUUUUUCGUUAGUUUUUCGACAGUACGAUACUAAUAUUAAACAGAAGGAAUUAACACGUGUCAUACCCACAUCAUGUGGGCAAAAACAGAUGAGAAAAAAAAUCCAGAAAAAUACAAGAAUACAAUUAAAUAAUUAUUAUAUAUUAUUGAACCUGUAUUGAUCAAUGUGAACUCACAAUAAAAUCUCUACAGGUAAAAAAUCGAAAACUUAA
Molecule: messenger RNA, 4729 nt
Organism: Wyeomyia smithii (pitcher-plant mosquito)
Lineage: Eukaryota; Metazoa; Arthropoda; Insecta; Diptera; Culicidae
Gene: chn
Product: protein charlatan
Exons: 7
Coding region: 326-4024 (1232 amino acids)
Biological process (GO): regulation of transcription by RNA polymerase II
Cellular component (GO): nucleus
Molecular function (GO): RNA polymerase II cis-regulatory region sequence-specific DNA binding; DNA-binding transcription activator activity, RNA polymerase II-specific
Source: RefSeq, a predicted model, not a curated record